AUGACGACGCAAUUCGCCUUUGUCACGUACGGCGGGGCUGAAAAGCAGACGCCCGCCGACAGGUCCCAGGUCCGCAGUCACUGCAUGAAGGGCCGGAACAAGCGCGAGGGAUCCCGCCGCUCAAACCGGGACGCCAGGCGGACAGCCAAACACGUCGCCAGUACGAAUGUUGACACGAGCGCUGUCCCUACUAUCAAGGGCCGACCAAGUUCAACUAUGGCUCAAAGAGAAAAUACAUCCAUUUCUACGACGAUCCUGCGGCGGGUAAAGCAAAGGUCAGAGUCGCCAGACGAGCGCCCGUGGGCUCAUCCACCUCAGGCGCCUCGAGGUUUUGCUUUUGGAGCAGUCGUCGAUCACUUUGCGAAUGCGGUCGGCCAAAUAUCCGAGUCGCUGAUACGACAGUUCAUUACUUUCAAUCGCAUAACCGAAGCCUCGUACCCGCUCGUCAAGAUUGUGGUCGACUUCAACGACGAUAGAGGCUUGGAUUUCAUCUGGCCGACUUUUGAUAGGUCGUUCCUCCACACCAUUCUCUUCGUUAACUCAACCAUCAACGACUGGGCGCAAAAUCUGCCGCUGGCCAAGUCGUCACACUUCCAUUUAGGGAGGGCGCUGGCGCUGCUCAACAAAAAGCUGGCAGCGGGGGCCGCGCACCUGGACGACACGACUAUCUAUACAGUCAUGCUCCUGGCCAUUGCCUCUAGCACUAGCGGCGACCACGACGCAUGUAAUGCGCACAUGGCUGGCCUGCAACGGCUCGUAGAGAUGCGAGAUGGCCUUGGGCACCUCUGGAAGAACCCUGUCACUCAGUUUAAGCUCGAGUGCCUGGACCUAAUGUGGUGCCUCAUAGCGGGAGGGGCGCCACGAUUUCUCAAGAGCCCCGUGUCGUGGGAUCCGGCCUUUACGCGCCCGUCGCCAUCCGUGGACGUCGAGCUGUCGCUGGCUCUCUUUGAAGCGUCCACGGACCCCAGACUCAUCAUUGUCUUUCAGGACUUGCAGCAACUGACGGAGCUGAUCAACAUACACACGGACACCAAUAUGCGACUAGGCGUGAGCGAGUUCCAGCCCAUCAUCAGCUCGAUUCAGACUCGCCUUCUGAAUCUCAAGGACUCACUGGUCGACACGCCUGGAGAAUGGCUAUGUCUGGGCUUGCUGGCCUUUCUGACGACAAUGUUCCGGGUCCCAGGACGGCAGGUAACCUACGAGCACCUGGCGGACCACCUCCGACGCGCAUGUAGCAGUCUUGCAGCGUCAGCAUCAGCAUCGCAGUCGAUAUCAGCACCAACUUCAACAAACUCAGGCCUGCGACCCGUCUUGCGCUGGCUGGUAAUUGUCUGCGGCGCGACCGUCUGUAGCAUCAGGGAGCGGUGGCUUCGGGAGCUCUGGGCCGGCAUCGCGGCGCCUGACUUGUUGUGGGCAGAGACGCGAACGGAGCUCAGGCGGAUCAUGUGGAUCCGGUGCAUCCAUGACGAGAGUGGGCGGCGGAUUUUUACCGCUUUGAUGUUGCGGCGCUAG
Penicillium lagena is the source of this 1512-nucleotide messenger RNA. RefSeq lists its product as uncharacterized. The transcript has 2 exons. The coding region runs from base 1 to 1512 and encodes 503 amino acids. The record is from RefSeq and is a predicted model, not a curated record. Lineage: Eukaryota; Fungi; Ascomycota; Eurotiomycetes; Eurotiales; Aspergillaceae.